Messenger RNA from Actinia tenebrosa (Australian red waratah sea anemone), 3158 nucleotides. RefSeq lists its product as uncharacterized. The record is from RefSeq and is a predicted model, not a curated record. Gene Ontology annotation, biological process: multicellular organism development; microtubule cytoskeleton organization; cell communication. Gene Ontology annotation, molecular function: calmodulin binding; microtubule binding. Lineage: Eukaryota; Metazoa; Cnidaria; Anthozoa; Actiniaria; Actiniidae. Gene Ontology annotation, cellular component: microtubule; membrane; nucleus.
CGUACUCAUGCAGUUUACUGAUGAUUUGCAUCAUCAUWACGUAAUUUAUAUCGACUGUCCAAUAAUCCAAUAUCGACUGUAUCUAAAAUACUAGGACAACUCGUAAAACGAUAGUAAAUGAUCAAUGAAYGAAUAAAUAUGAAAUAGAAAUGUCCGACCGAUCAUUAAAAAAAAGGUAUAUAUAUCCAGCGGUUUGACUUUUGAGCCAAGGAGAUCAACCCCUUGAGAAUGCAGUUACCUGAGGUGACCACAUUUAUACCGCCAUAAGAAYCCAACUUUGCGCUCCCACAGUACCCAUGGUAACCAAAGAAGGUCAGGGCCCCAUCAUGGCAAGGGCUGAUAAAUAUGCACUGUUAUAUCAGAAGAGCAAACGGUAAAGAUCCAUCAAAUCUAUCUUUAUCUGGACUCUGUUUGUCGUUGAACUAAAUGUACAAAGUCAAACCUGCCAGGAACCGACAGCAAGUCCUGUGUUGUCUCAUCCUCAUCCUCUUGCCGUGUUGUUAUUCGUCUGGAAAACUUUCAAUACAACUGCUGGACUACACGAACGCUGCCUCACGUGCAUAUGAUGRUGGUUGCUGUGACAACGUACGUUUCUGUGUCAGCUCUUGUGACAAUUUCUUCAUACUUUGUCUGGCUGGUGUAGGAGAGACUGAUAAAUGUUCGCUGUACCGACGAGAUACUCAAGUAACAAGUAGUGACAGGUUUUCAUUCUCUACCUCGUUGGGCAAUGGCUUAAGAAAUCCAGUUAUUUAUAACUUCACUUUGUGGCAGCCUCUAAAGUUCAGUGUUGAAGUAUGGGACGACGACAGCUCCAACUUUGUUGGGAAAGACAGUGAUUUGAUUGAUCGUUACACCGUGAAUAUUCUAUACUCACCGUCACCAAACAUGMCGGAUGCGCCAGAGUACAGGCACAGAUUGACAGGACGCCAAUCAGCUAUSAACAUCAAGGUCAAGGUUUAUUGUGAUGACUUCUACUUUGCACCUAAUUGUACAACAUAUUGCAAGGCACGUGACGAUAGUAAAGGUCAUUACACCUGCGACUAUUCCCGAGGUCGCAAAAUCUGCCGGGAAGGAUGGUAUGGCAAUGAUUGUUUGGUUUACUGUCAACCUCGUAACAAUUCUAUUGGUCAUUAUAUUUGCAAUGAAAUGGGACAGAAACUGUGCCUUGAUAAAUGGAUGGGAGAAAAUUGCACUAAAGAAAAUUCUUCGAACAUCCAUCCUUCAUCUAUAAAUAGUGCUUCCAUAGGUCCUUCGCAUUUGUCUUCUACUAGUAACGGUAUCCAUACUAUACCAUCAUCCCCAUCCUUCACUAGUCGUAAGCAACACUAUCACACCGAAACAACGAAAUCAUUAGCUAAGCUGAGCAAAUCAAGAAACUUCUGCUCGUCUCCAAUUUCCUCAACUCUAAAUAAGAAUAUGAGAACAGUCUCCAUCGAAAUAAAGCCAUCUGAUUAUGAUCCCAUAUUAUCAGUAUCAACCUCUGACAAUGGAUCCAAAUUACCAGUGUCAAUCUCUGACAAUGGCCCCAUAUUAUCAGUAUCAACCUCUGAGAAUGGUCCAAUAUUACCAGUAAUAACCUCUGACAUUGGUCCCAUAUUAUCAGUAUCAACCACUGACAAUGGUCCCAUAUUACCAGUAUCAACCNCUGACAAUGGUCCCAUAUUACCAGUAUCAACCUCUGACAAUGGUCCCAUAUUACCAGUAUCAACCACUGACAAUGGUCCCAUAUUACCAGUAAUAACCUCUUACAAAGGUCCAAUAUUUCCAGUAUCAACCACUGACAAUGGUGCUGUAUUACAAACAUCUUUAGUAUCGUCAACUCACAAUGGUCCUGAAUGGCUUACUCUGUCUAUAGACAGAAAUAUAACGUCACCAACUGCAACUGUACAUUCUUCGCAUUCAACAAGUAUCAAUCAUACUUGUUUCGUAUCAUCUGCUCAAUCAACAAAAACAACACAACCCUUGGGUCCAACUCUCAGCAAUUCUUAUGACAAGGCAAAAGUCUCAUCGACAAUUACAACGAAUGAAAUAGAGGUCCCAUCUCCAACAGAUAAAGCUCUUUCUUCUCUCGCAUCAAAGGAAAGUGACUGCAGAUCUGCGGCAUURGACGACGAUGCGCUCAAACUAACCCCCGUAUUCAUGGAGAUUGAGAUGUUCGAGCCAGAUGGCAGAGAAAAUGUAAUUGCACGAGUAAAACCUUGUAUCUUGUUUAAAAUCAAUGAAUAUUGUAAAAGGGAGAGAGAAAUCUGUAACAUCCCUAACUGCUGGAAGAACAUUAGCAGGGUACUAUUUGGAAGAAGACAAUUAGUUGCUGAGAUAACAAACAAUCAGGCCGAAGACCAAUCAAAAAUGACGCUCCAGAUGAUGGCCAAAUUACCUGGUGUAAGUAAAGGAAUCAUACCACCUGUUGUCUUGUUAGAAAUUUUAAACUCUGCGGUAAGCGAUAUCGAUAAAGCAUGUGACGUGCACGUACUUCGUGUUUGGAUAGAAGAUACAACAGACAUUCCAAGCUCAGGACUCCUCAAGAACUACUCACAAAGCACUAGCGACAACUCAAGAGCGUUGGCUUUUAUUGCUGUUGGUGCGUGUUCUGUCGUUGCCAUGGUUAUUGUUUUUGGAAUAUUAUGCCAUCGAUCGAGAAACAUUCRCUCCAGAAGAGUCAAAGUCAACCCUUUAAUAGACGACGAUUCCACYCCUCCAGACUCUCCUGACAUCMCYGUCGCCGAUAAAACACRCCUACUUAGAAAACAAGAAUUCCAAAAAUCGAAGACAUCAUCUCAGUUGACGAAUGAAGAAUUAGAGCUCACAAGUAGAAUUCCUGGUUCGGUUACGUAACCAUGUGACGAAACRAAAAUUAACAUAUAAUAAUGCAUCGAAAUAGUCAGUUUUAAUCUCGUUUGGAUACGAAUGAUGAAUAGGAAAGAACAUGCUUGCUAUGUGCUUUGAUAAAGCACGCGCUAUCGUUUAGGUUUUUUUUCCCCCAGAAUGAGAAUUUUAUACUUUACAUCACUAUUAAGAAAUUUAACUGGGAGGAGCAGAAGAAAGCAACCCAAAAGGAUUAAGAGAAUAACUUUCAAAUAAAAACUUACAAGGGGCUGCAUGGCUAUAAUUUGCGAACUAAACUUCAACAAUAAAAUUCCAUCUUCUUUAUUAUUUUU